Paramacrobiotus metropolitanus is the source of this 1867-nucleotide messenger RNA. Its product is annotated as NADPH oxidase 5-like. Gene Ontology annotation, molecular function: superoxide-generating NAD(P)H oxidase activity. The record is from RefSeq and is a predicted model, not a curated record. The transcript is spliced from 4 exons. Bases 525 to 1865 code for a protein of 446 amino acids. NCBI's taxonomy places the organism in Eukaryota, Metazoa, Tardigrada, Eutardigrada, Parachela, Macrobiotidae. Gene Ontology annotation, biological process: defense response; superoxide anion generation. Gene Ontology annotation, cellular component: plasma membrane; NADPH oxidase complex.
ACUUCGCAAAUGUUCUUAAGGCCGCAGUCAAAAUCUCACGUCAAGUAUGCACUUGCUCACGUUCUGAAUAUUGUUUCCCGUAAACAAACACACCGCACCGUCGUUCAGCAGAAAAUUAAUUUCGCCGACGUUGGCAUGAACUGGGAAUUCCUGCCAAUCUUCACUUUAACCGAAAACCUGCACCCAUUGAAUUUAUCUGUUGCAGACAAAAGCCCCGCUUUACACCCUUGAUUUAUCUCAUUCUGGCAAACCAGAAAGACCAUGAUUAUACCGGCCGAAGAAUGAUCACGCGUUGUGCGGCCAUUGUGCCGGCUGACCGUGAAAUCAAUCGGGUGGAAAAAUUCUCACGUCAGUCGGCCGCAUGAAUAUUCCGGCCUAUUAUGCUGGGACGCGCUGAGGAAUGCCGGUUCUUUUUUUUAUAUUUAUACAUACGAAGAAUAUUCAGCCAAUUUGCCGGCGCCGCACAUAUAUGACGGAUUAAUUCGAGAGCGUUAAAUCUCAUUUAUCAUUUAACGGAUGUAUUAAUGAAAAUGGCGACUUCCGGUCAACCGCCCAUGGACGCCGGCAAGCGUCCCUCCCGGCUGGACACCCUCCGCCUCGCGGCGCCCCAACCCAAAUCCCUCCUGCAGACGGCGCUGCUGCGCAUCCGCUUCUACCGCCUGCAGAUCCUCUGGACGCUCCUCUUCUUCCUCUUCCAGGCCUUCCUGGUCGGGAUGGGCGUCCUGGAGUACUACGAGGAGUAUGAGCGCGUCAGGGCGCGCCGGCCCUUCAGCGUCUUCAACCUGGUGGCCUAUGCCUUCGGUAGCGUCAUCCGCGUCAACGCCGCCGUCUUCCUCUUGUUCCCGGCGUACCGCGGGAUCCUCAGCUACCUCCGCCGGAGCGUGCUGUCCCGCGUCGUCCCUUUUGAUUCGUGGAUCCUGUUUCAUAUGAUCGUGGCGUACACCACCGGGGUGUGUGUGGUAAUCCAUGUCGGGUGCUUCGUGGCGCAUUUCUAUCGCUCCGCCCAGCGGCCGGACGCCAUCAAGGGCAACCGCACGGUGUGGACGUACCUCUUCAAAGCCGGCUCCGUGGGCUCCGAGUACCUGGGCGCCACGAACAUCUCCGGGUGGGUGAUGGUGGGGGCGCUGCUGGUCAUGUUCGUGUGCUCGCUGCCGCCGGUGCGGCACUCCCGCUUCUACGACCUCUUCUACUGGACGCACAAACUGCAGUUCGUCUUCUGGGCGGCGCUCAUCGUCCACGAGCCCAUCUUCUGGCGGGUCUUCGUGGCGUUCUGUGUGUUACUACUAGCUGAAAAAGCUCGAGUGUACUUCAACGCGUUCCGGUGGGCUUGCCAGCCGGUCCACAUCCGCCACGUUACGCUACUUCCGGCGCAGGUGGCGCGCAUCACCCUUAAUCGUCCAUCAUGUUUUUCUUAUAAUCCCGGCGACUACGUGUUCCUUAGAAUUCCCUCGCUGGGACUCUUGUCCUGGCAUCCGUUUACUCUAACCAGCAGUCCUGACAAUAAAGAAACGAUCUCCUUCCACGUCAAGGCUGCCGGCAACUGGACGCGCCGGCUCCCGAAACGCCUGCAAGCCUCCUCCCUGAACGCCGACGACGCCCUGUCCACCGCAUCGCUCCACGCCUCCUCCAGCAAAGUAGCCAUCCUCGAACUGGACCAGAUGGACCCCCCGACGCCGGUCCUGGGCGCCCGGGACCCCAAAGGUCACCCUCCGACCCUCCGCCACUCCGUCCUCGUCAACGGCCCGUACGCCAGCUCCUCCACCAACCUCCGGUGGACGCGCCACGCCCUCCUCGUCGCCGGGGGCAUCGGCGUGACCCCCUUGCGUCCAUCCUGCGGGGCCUGCUCUCCCAGUACAAAAUCCUGACC